Messenger RNA from Apis florea (little honeybee), 1377 nucleotides. RefSeq lists its product as uncharacterized. Lineage: Eukaryota; Metazoa; Arthropoda; Insecta; Hymenoptera; Apidae. The record is from RefSeq and is a predicted model, not a curated record.
CUUCGCGUAGAUAAAAAAAAAUUGUGUAAAUAAUAUAAUCACGCAAGAUAUUUUCACAUCGGGCACAAAGAGCAUUGGUAAGAGGGGAUCGAAGGCGGAUAUAUCCUUUGGAAUGGAGGAUCAAAGUCGACGUUCUUCUCGAAGAUUCUUCGAAAGAGAUAGAACCAAAUUUUCUGGUAUUCGAACAAUGUCCAAACAGGAGAUAAGGUCAGCGCACACGAAAUGAACACGGUAGACAUAACGGCCCAAUCUUCAGUCCCCAUGCACCUUGCUGGCUUUUGCGUUCACAUUGUUUUUCUGGCACAGUCGGUGUCUAUCCUGUCGAGGUUACUGGACGCUUUGAGAUACGUGAACGAAAAAUAAGAGUGGAAAGUUCUUCGUCCUCGUUAAAAUGUCCCGUAAAUCAUUGUUCUUUAUUGUGCUGUUAUUCAGUUUUACGCUACGUGGUGAAGGCAAGUCGAUCGAAAAUCAAAAUUUUCAGUCAAAUGUUAAAAACGAUGGUUCCGAGACUCAAGGCGAACCUUUAACAGAAAACUUUAAAAUUGUAAAAAAUGAAUAUCCAAGUGGGAAAAUAACAAACCAUAAUAAUCGUGUUGAAAAUUCUAACGAAAGAAAAUCUAAAUCCUUAAGUGAAAAUAAUCGAGUAUGCCCUUACGAGAACAAAAAGUUAUGCCUAAUUUUUUCUUUGUCGAAGAUUGCCAAAGUUCAAGUGGCUGCGUCAAGCAAAGCUUCCACCUCGAGAUCAAAUAACUUUGAUAACCCUGCGCCGAAAGAUGUGAGGAAUUUGAAAAUUAAUAAGGAGACGAGGCAAAAGGAGGGAUUCGAUUUUGGAAAUGAAGAUUUACAGAAUUUUUCGAUGGAGCAGGGAAAAUCGUCGAUCGUUCACUGCAGAGCAAUUCGUGAUGUUUACAUACCAGAGGUGAAACGGAACUUACCAGCUGUGGCGUGUAAAUUUGGCAACAAUACUUUCGUUUUAUCAAGCGAGAGAUUUCUCGACGAUCGACGAUUAUAUCUGGAUAUAAGAAUCGACGAGAAUGUAUUUGAAAAUAUAAAGCAUAAUGCCUCGAAAAUGUCCAGAAGCAACGAAUCGAACGUGAUACCUGCUUUGCUUGUUUUAAACACGGCUAAUAAUAAUUACAGGAUAGAAACCCAUAAAAUUACGUCCGGCGAAGAAGUUAACAAGACGGAGGGAAAUCGGUAACAAAUUAUCGAGCGAGUAAUGUUCAAGUACCCGGUGGUAAUUUUCAAUUAUCUUCCGUUAAGUAAAUAACGCAUGUAUAAAUUACGAUAACUGUGCGUCUUUGAGAUAGUUGGAACAAAAAAAAAAAUAAAUAAAUAAACUAUCUUCUAUAAGUAUAAUUCGAAUACAACAUUUAA